CGUCAUUUUUAUUUAUUAUUUUUUUAUUUUUAACAAAGUCAUUUUGUUAAAAAAUAUUUGAUUUUAUUAUUGUGAGCUUUAUGAAAUUACCAGAAUCAUUUCAUGAAACUAUUUUUCUUUUUUUGGAGUCAGGUCUUAUAUUAGGAAGUUAAGGUGUAAUAUUAUUAACUAAUAUAGUUUAUUCUGCUCUUUUUUUAGGUUUUGUUUUUGUUUGUAUAUCGUUAUUAUAUCUUUUAUUAAAUGCAGAUUUUGUGGCUGUCGCACAAAUUUUAAUUUAUGUAGAAGCUGUUGAUGUAUUAAUUAUUUUUGCUGUUAUGUUAAUAAACAAAAAACAAUAUUCAAUUAUUUUUUUUUCUUGGACAAUAGGUGAUGGUAUUACUUUAACUCUUUGUACAAGUAUUUUUUUAAUAUUAAAUAAUAUUAUUUCUAACACAUCAUGGUCUAAAAUAUUUUUAAUGACAAAACCUAAUUUAGUAGUAAAAGAUAUUAUAUUAAUAAAUACAGUUAGGCAUAUUGGUUCGGAAUUUUUAACUGAAUUUUUACUUCCAUUUGAACUUAUGUCAAUAAUUCUUUUAGUUGCUUCAAUAGGUGCUAUUACCUUAGCUCGUCGUGAAAAAAAAACUGAAUUAGAAAAAAACGAUUUUCCAAAUUUUUGAAUACUAUUUUAAUAAACAAUUUCAUAAAAUGAAAAAUUUUAGGGAAGUUUUUAUGCUUGAACAUAUAAUUACUUUAAGUGCUUUUUUAUU
This is a messenger RNA of Marchantia polymorpha subsp. ruderalis, 746 nucleotides long. The record is from the annotation of a GenBank genome assembly. NCBI's taxonomy places the organism in Eukaryota, Viridiplantae, Streptophyta, Marchantiopsida, Marchantiales, Marchantiaceae.